GGUGUUUGCCGCUUCUGUCUCCCGCUGCUGCUGGGACUCGGUGCCUGGUGGCUGCCGGCGGCGCCUCUCGUCCCAUCAGCGUCCCGAACCGGACGGCGGUGGCGACGGUGGCGAUGUCCGGCGGGGGUAGCCGGCGGCGGGCCGGCCCCUCUUGGCAUAGCACCUUCUCCCGCUUCUUCACUAGGAGCCCACCCAGCGAGGAGGCGGCGGCGCCGGGGCGGCCGGCGGCCGCGAACAGUUCUGAAAACAAAGGGAGUGAAGCCAUAAAUUUAAAGAGCAACCAAAAGGAAAGCACAACUCUGCCUGCACUUUUGAAGGUUUAUCAAGAUGAAGAAAAGAACCAUUCCACAGAAGAACUUAGCAAGUGUGAAAUCCAGGAGGAGCUGAAAAAGGCUAAUAGCCUUCCUAGUUUGACUCCUAGAGUCAAAACAGCAGAUAAAGACAAGCAUCCUCGAGAAGGUUUUUUUCAUUUUCUUGGAAGCUUAUUUAAUAUUGCAACAAAAUCUUCUUUGGUAGAAUCUAAACCUUCCACCUUUCAAGAUGAACCCAACAGAUGCAAAAAGGAUUUACAGAAUACAAAUACCUUUUUGGAAGACGUGCAGCCAAAGCAUCUGAAAACUGAGGAGCUUCUCAGUUCUACACCUAGAAUAAAAGAGGAUUCUGUAAAUAAAGAUGACACCAUCUUAAAUAAUAUUGGGAAAGAUCUCUCACAGGAUCUGCAAAGAGGCAGGAAACGAUCUGCAGAUGCACAAAAGCAGCUGCAACGGAAGCCAGAAGCGCCUGCGGUUACUUAUGCAACAUAUCGAGGUUCUGCAAGGAUUAGGCAGCUACUGAAGAGUCAAUCGGAAAUGGAUGGGAAAGGGGAGGAAAGUACUGGUAAAAUAAAUGCUUCACUGGUCAAAGAAAAUGGAGAAAGGCAAACAACUGAGACUCCAAAAUCAGAACACUUUAUAAAAGAAAACGGAGAAGAUGAGGGUCAAGACCACGAAGAUAAUGCCAUAGUAAAUUCUUCUGCAGUUAAAAUGGGAAGGAAAAAAUAUGGUAAAGCUCGACAUUGCUUGGGUAGCAGUAAACAUGAAAUAACUGCAAAGGCCUCAACUUCAUCUACUGAACCACCUCCUGAGUUAGACUUAAUACAUACACCUGCUUUAGCUGCAACAAAAGUUAAAAGGACACAUUCGCUAGAUUCAUUAAUGUCACCUAGUAGUAGGAACGGUGAGAUCUUAACCAAUUCCACUUCCCAGAUUACCAAUUCUCUUAAAAUUAGUUCUGCAAAUGAUUUGUUUGGAAAAAAACAUGGUCUGCUGGGAGAAGCAGAAGCUCUGUUUCAGGCAGACAAAAAUUCCACUUCUCACUUUGAUAAAGAAAAUAAUUGUAGUAAAACAGCUAAUAAGGAGUCCAUAAAAGACACACGGGACAUUUGUUUACAUUCACUGAAAUCAAAAAAUAAGGCAGAUAAUGAAGAACUACAGGUGAGUAAGGAAGAGUUUUGCUGUAAUAAUCAAAUGGAUAAUAACUUGGAGCUGCCAUUGGAUGUCCAGAUGCUUCAUUCCAGUACCAAUAUAUUUCAACAGCAAGCAGGUCAGUAUACAAGUAGUGCAAAUAAAGAUAGCGAUCCCAGAAGAAGUGACACAGAGAAAACUGGGGCAACUGUAGAAGGAGAGCAAAAUUCACACAACUUUGUUCCUACUGUUCUUUUGCCUUUGAAUGAACAAAUGCCUGCUUUACUUAGCAUGGAGUUCAAAGAAGAAGAAUGCAUAGCCACAGGUAAUCUAACCACUUCAGUGUCAUCUAUUAAAAAUGGUACAGUCAUGGACAGAGGGCUUUGCAAGGAAGAAUUGAGUGAGUUAAGGAAACCAAUGCAUGUGCAAAAUGAUUACCAAUUAAUGCAUGUGGAGAAUUCUAAGGAUACUGCCCCACAGCAGACUGGUUUGCCUUGCCUAGAAACUGAGGGGUUAGAAACAAUGAAUAUUUUACCUCAGGUUGCAGUGGAAAACCGUGACAAUGUAUGGUCGUGCAGACAUGGGUGUGAAAGCGUGAAAUCUAACUUUGAUGAACUGAAAGCACCUCUUUCUCUAACUUAUGAGUCCUUUGAAACUGGAGGCUGUUGCUCAGGUUCUCUUCAUUCUAGUUGCAAGUUCAAAAAUAAAACUAUAGGAAAAGCAGAAAUCAGUUUGAAAGAUGAGAGAGACACACUUGCUCAUCCCAGUCUUGAAUAUAAGAAGAGGAAAUCCUUUGAGCCUGUAGAGAUGAGCCCCUUGGAAGACUCUACUCCUGUCCACAAGCAGAGACCUGUUUCCCUUGAAACAGUUCAAGAGAUUCCUGCCAAGGCGUUAAUUAUACUCACAGAAGAUAACACAGCAAAGCCUGCACCUUGCCCUUCAGUCACCAUUGACAAAACAGAUGAUUGUACUCCUGCUGCUUCAAAAAUUGACAAGAUUGGUAUGACUGAAGUUGCUCUUGUUCCUUCUGAGUGUAAAGAUUGCAUCUCUGAACUUUCCUCUCAUAUUUCUAAGUCACAAUUAAAAAAUCUGGAGGUUUCUCAUUCUGCUUUGAGAAAUGAAGGCAGGCCUUUGACCAACAAUUCUCCUUCCCUCUGUGAAAAAGACAUUGAUGUAGACAUUGUUUCUGAAUCUCCACCUGUUUCCGAAGACAGGAUUAUUUCUUUUUCUUCCAAGAAGGAAAAUGGUAAUAAGCCUUGGCUAUUGACCACAGUACUUGAUUCUUCAACUGACAGACAAGAAAUAACACCUUCUUCUGCCACUAACUCUGAAAAUGGCCAAAUUUCUGUAUGCUCCGUUACUUCUGAACAAGACAGCUUUAUUUUUCCAGCUGUUGAGUCUAUGAGAAGAAUCUCUGAGGACGGAAUGAACAAUGUGCUGCUUUGCUCAGAAGACCCAGGAGCUUUGUUCCUGGCUUCUUCUCUGGAACCUGGGCUCACUGAAGCUAGGCUCAGUGGCUCUGCUGCUGGAGUAGAUGUGGGCAGUGUUUGCAUCCCAAGGCCUGCUUCACUUACUCUGGGAUCCAGAGAAGCCUCCAGCCUUUCCAUUUCUGCCUUGGAAAUGUUGGGCAUUGCUCAGGGGAACAGUAACUCCUCUAGUGACAGAUGUAAUGAUGGGACAGAGGAGGCCUCCUCUAUUCAACAGUCUGACAGCAGUGUCUUGGCAGAGACAAUACCAUCACCCAUCUGUCCUUUGAAGUCUUUAGAAACAGCGUCCAAGUCAGCUUGUACUGACAAUGUGUGCAGAAGUGCUGUGAGACGGGUGAUUCAUGAUGACCAUCCUCCUACUCUCUCAGAAGAUUGUUCUGUGAUAGAUGAUCAAUCAGAAAAUGCUGAAUUCCAAUUUUCUGCUUUGUUUAAAAAAGCUGAGGAAAUAGUGGACUCAGUUUUACACUUGGCUAAAGAAGAAAUAAUAGCAAAACAAGCCAUUGGUGUCUGCCAGCUUUGUGGAAGCAAGGAUAGUUCAAUCAAUAGAGAUAUUCUAAAUGAUCAGGAAGCUGAAACUAUACAGCUGGAAGCAGAAGAAAUCCAGUCAGCUGUGCAGUCAUUAAAAUAUUUUAACCAGAGGAGUGGAGGAGACUCAUCUUCAUUUAUAGGAAAUGAAAUAGUGGAUACAAAUAGUAAAGAUGAAAAGUUAGUGUCUUAUAUCCCUGAUGAAGUUGACCUACAUAGUGCAUUAGUGCUAAAAGCAAAAGAAACAGUUGAUGAUGUCAUUAACUCAGCCAAACAAAAACUACUAUCCAGUCAAUGGCAAGGCAGUGAGAGUAAAAGGCCUUAUGAGAAGAUUGAGCCUAAACCUAAGACUAAAAAACCAAAGAUUUUAAACUUAGGUAUGAAUUUACCUGCCCAAACACAGGAGCCAACAGAGAAGACGGAAACUAUGAGUGUAACUGUAAACUCCGAAAAGAUAGAUUGCUCAAAUCUUUCUUUGCUUCCAAAUAAUUUGGAAAAUGGCAUAGAUUGGCCCCAAAGUGAUGCAAAGAUACCAAAUAAUGCGCUUAGAUGUCAAGCAAAUGGAUUCCUGCCCACUGGUAGUUUAGCAAGGCCAGAAUCAGAUCUUGCAAUACCAGCAAAAGAGAGAUACGAUAGAAAUGUGUGUGAACAUCUGGCUACAGCAGAAAUAUCUGACAAAGCUGCAAUAUCAGCAACAAGUAGAAAAUCUGAUGGAUCUUUACAUUUCAUACACAGAGAUGCUACUGUGACCAAAGAGAUGCUUUUGUCAUUUCAGCUAGAAGACUCAGGCAAUAACACAGAUAUACCAGAGUGGACAUUGCCGCCAAGUGUAAGUGUUGAUUUGUCAUCUUUUAUGCCCAAUGAAGAAGGCGUCGCCAUGCAGAGGGAAUCCAAUGACAAAAGCAGUCCUCGAGGACCUCUGGAAAGCAGUGUAGAGGACAGUCCAAAUGAUCACUGUGGAGGGGACGCUGCAGCAGUAGCUGUAGAAGUAAAAGCAACCCUAGCCAAUUCAAAAGCAGCGGAGAGUAAAGAGGAACUAUCAGAAGGGGCAAGUGAGAUAGCAGAAGUUAGUAUUGGAUUAAAUACACAGUUCAUUGUGCCUGAAUUGUCCAUUAUUGCAGAGGACAGUGAAAGGAAAAAUUGCUUCAAUGCAGUCUUUGCCCCAAAUAUUGAGAAUCUGAGACAAGUAGAUAUGAAAGAUCAAGACACGAAAAGAAAUGAUCAAGUUGAAAAUAGUCUAGACUGCUGCAGUGUUGACAUGACGAAAUCAACAGAUCUUUUGGCUUUAUCUCCACUAAUUGAACAGUGGGAGAACAAUUCUUUCACUAUCAUUUAUGAAGGUGCCCUUCAAACUGAGAACAAAUCUGUCUCGACUGAUGAUAUGCAAACUGGUUUGCCAUCACCUUCUUAUUUGCCUUCAGAUACUAUAGAUCAUAUGAUAUGUGAAAGAGCAAUGAAUAAAAAUGAGCCAGCCUGUCUUUCUGGGAAGGGUGACAAGUUGAAUGAAGCAACAGAUAACCGCAGCUCGGAGUCAUUUCUGAGCGUGGAGGCCAAGCGCUAUAGAGUAUAUCCUUUCUCUUUAUCUCCAAUAUAUGAAGAUGACAGCUCUCAAGAGGACUUACUUUCCACAGACAUGUCACCGGAACGCCAUCCUAGUGGAAUGUCUAAAGACAACACUGACCAUGCUUCUGUGCUUUCCCUUCUCCAGUCAGUUUCAGAGCGCUUACAGUUUACUACUCAGUUCACUAAAGAGGAGGAAGAGGAGGAGGGAGUGGCGGAAGAGGAGGAGGAAGAAAAUUUGCUUGAUGUUGAGAGAGAAGAUUAUCUUUCCUGUCAGUGGCGAGAGAAUUUAAAAGCAACCCUUCAGUCGAAUGACCAAGAUAGAUCUUUGUUUCCUGAACAAUCACUUUUUCUUUUGAAAGGACAGCUUGACUCAAAGGAGCGACCAGAACUCUUUCCAGAUGCAGCUUCUUCCAGUGAAACACCUUGUAAUCUGGUUUCACAGAAAGCUGAUGCUGCUUUAAAGCAUCCUCCUCCAAGUGUGUACUACCAGUAUUUGAAAUCUGCCAGCAAUUGUCCCUCUGAGAAGGGGACCAGGUUUGGAAGUAUUCUCCAGGAUAUGUUGCAGCCAAAGAUUCAUUGGUUUCAAGACAACACCAUGCCAAAACUGGGAGAAUUGUCAGCGAACCUCAUUGACAGGGCAAGUCUCAAAUGCAAUCCGAGACCGGGCAAGAUUAUUAUUUAUGAUUUUUAUGGUGACAAAAGUAAACAAGAAAUUCAUUCUGAUGUGCUAGAUGCCACGUCCUGGAUCUUUCCCAUUGGAGCGUUACUUAGGAUAAUUAGAGGAUGUUGGAUUUUUUAUGAGAAAUCAAAGUUCCAGGGUCGGAAAUAUGUACUAGAAGAAGGAGAGGCUGUGUUGGAUCACCUUUGGGAUCUCCCGGGCAUGAAACAUCAUCGAAGAAACCUCACAGUUGGUUCAAUCAGACAUGUAACAAAGGACUGUGGUGUUCCAGAGGUGGAGUUCUGCCUGGCAGAUGGUGGUACAGAGGGGCUUCCUGUCUGCAUACAGAGUGCAGUUGCCAAUUUAGAAGAACUAGAUGUUGAGAAACACCCUUAUAUAAGAGUCAAAUCGGGAGUAUGGCUUGCUUAUUCAGACUUUAAUUACAAAGGAGAGAUGAAGGUUUUGGAAGAAUGUGAUUCAUCAUCUGAAAUUCCUUCAGCAGAUGUAAAAUCUCUGCGUCCCUUGAAAAUGGGUGGACUAAAGGUACAAAUGCCAAUGAAUGUUAAGAUAGUAAUAUAUGAGAAAGCCCACUUUGAAGGAUGGUUCAAAGAGUUUUCAGAUAACAUCAGUUCUGUCCCAGCUCUGUUUGGUACUGAAGAAGAGUUUCAGGAAAUUGGAUCAAUACGUGUAAUUGGUGGAGUAUGGGUUGCUUAUGAUAAGGAACGGUUCAAAGGUCAUCAGUACUUGCUGGAGGAGGGAGAUUAUGAAGACAGACACACAUGGGGGGGGUCUGACAGUGUCCUCCUGUCUUUCCGGUUCCUUCAGGCUGAUUUCAUAGAGUCGUCAGUGGCACUUUUUCAGUCUGAUGAUGAAGAUGGGAAACCACUAGACAUCGUCAAUGAAGAGGUCCCUGAUUUGGAGCAGGCUGGAUUCAGCCCAGAGACGAGGUCUAUUCUUGUCAGAAGUGGAGUGUGGGUCGCGUAUCAGCAGAAAUAUUUCUGUGGAGAGCAAUAUGUAUUGGAGAAAGGAAAAUAUAAAUGUUUCUUUGACUGGGGAGGAUCUAGUAACAUCAUCAGGUCAAUUCGACCUAUUAAGUUGGAACCUCUUGGAACAAAUGAGCCCCCACAUUUGCUCAAAGCUUUCAGUAAUACACAUUUCCAAGGAGCAUGUAUAGAUUUCACAGCAGAAGUUUCUGAUUUUACAUCAUUCAUACCAUGUUCUUUUAAGGUUCUUCGGGGAUGUUGGCUCCUUUAUUACCAAGGGGAAAUCACUGACAAUCACUGUGUGCUGGAAGAAGGCCUCUACUUUGACCUCAGUUCCUGUGGCUGCCCGAGUGCUACAAUCAAAUCCCUCAAGCCUAUUCAAUAUGUUUUUGCAGAGCCGUCCAUCAGUCUGUUUGCUCUGGAAUGCUGCAAGGGCAGGGAGCUGCACUUCAGUGAACCCGUCAAUUCGGUUUUGAACGAGGACCUUCAUUUUUACACUCAGUCUGUAUGGGUGAGAAGUGGAUUGUGGAUUGCAUAUGAGGGAUGUAAUUUUUUAGGAAAGCAGAUUCUGCUGGAGCCCAGCGAGAUUUCAAACUGGAAUGAACACAGUGGCUGGAAAGUAAUUGGUUCCCUUCGUCCUGUGAAGCAGCCAGCAGUGUACCUCAGAGUCAAGAACCAAGCCCAGGGUAAAUACCUGACGGUCUCUGGCAGCCUGGCAGACGUAAGGGCGACGUCAGUGUGCGCGUCCCCAUAUAAUGGCAAGGAUACCCAGGUCUGGCACUACUGGCAUGGACUCUUCAAAUCCAAGGCUAACAACGCCUGUCUGGAUGUCAUUGGCGGCAGAGACGUGCCUGGGGCCAAAGUCGCGCUCUGGGCAGAACAUGGGAAGGACAGGCAAAAGUGGAGACUCAAUGAGGAUGGAACCAUCAGUUCAUACCUCAGUGAUCAACUGGUGCUUGACAUCAAAGGAGGAAAUUAUUACGACAAGAAUCACGUCAUUAUGAAUCAGCCAAUAGAUGACAAACUAUCACAAAAAUGGGAGGUUGAAAUAUUGUGAGUAAAACUCACCCCGCAGCUCAACCUUCUGUGAGUUUAAUAACAUCUGCAAGGGGAAAAAAACCCACAACUACUGAAGUCACGCACCACUGGAACAGCACCUCUUCCCUACUUUCCUUCAUAAGCACCAACUCCUAAAACAACUGAAAUUUGCACAAAUCUGGAAGGUGGGAGGUUGACCUAAUGUCUUUCUGCAGUGAAGCUGAUUCUUCAAAAAACUGCUCCUUUGAAAGUCAAUCUUACUCUUCAUCUGGAGUAUUGGAAGUUUCGCAGCAUAUGAACUGCAAGACAUAACAUGGGAAAAGGUCUUCAGAAAUGGUGACACUCAAACUGGUGGAGGCGCCCCGAGGAAUGAUGAGCAUGAGAAAGUUCGAGUUGGACUUUUAAGUCCCAAGUGAAAUUGAAGCUCCAAUCUCCUCUCUUGCUAAAAUGCAAUUUGUUUUCUUUGUAAAGACAACUUUGAGCUGGAAUUAACAGCUCACCAUGUGAACUGAGGCAAUGCAGCCUUACUUUUGCUCCCCUGCUGUUACUGGUAGGCCUUUGUCUUCACCUGUCUUUACAGUACCAAAUUUCCAGAUUCAGGAAUUGGUUUUGCUGACCCCAGGGCCUGUUUCCAGCCCAUGAAACUGAGUUAUCACUGAACAUCACCUUUAACAAGCAGCCAUAUUUGCAUGUAUCAAAAAAAGAAUAAAGGGUCCUGGGUCAGGCUGGACUUCUGUAAGGGCUAGCUGCAUUUUUACAGCAGUAAUGAUUUUAACUCUAGCUGUAUUUUGUUUCAAUGUAUAUAGAUUAAUUUAAUACAAUGUAAUUUGGUCUCAAAACCAUCUCUUCCUUCAGAAAAUAAUUCACUCUAGUACCUGCUUUCAAAAGUGCUAGCAGCCUGCAUUUCAACACUUGCUUAAAAGACCGGCACAACUGCAUGGUAACAUUGCUGGGGCUCAUCACCACCACCUUCAUUGGGGCCCAAAGGAUAAAGGCUUGGAGUAAGGGCCCAGACCUUAGCCUGCCUCUGCUUCCCCCUAUUUCAGCACUACUGGCUACCGCUUGAGAGCCACGCACCUUAUGGGACUGCAGUUGUUGCAGGCUUGAAAAGCAAGUUCCUCACCUGGCCCCAGCGUGCAGCAGUGAACCCGUCACUCACAGGGCUGUGAACACCUGACAUGGAUGAGAUGUCCCUUUGAUCACUGGUAACUUCAUUUGAUUUCAGUGUUGCUAAAUUAAUUGGCUUCAUUGAAAAUGUUGUAUCUUUUUCCUUAUUUGUAUAGUCAGGGUCUGUAUUUCUGUUACUAUACAGAGAGCGUGUAGGUUACCUAGAGACAGAUACUUUAGUUUUCAAAAGCUGGAACUAUUCCAGUUGUGCAUUCAAACAGGAUUCAUCCCCAGACAAGUAAAACCACCUAACCCUGAGUUUGACACAGAAAUAAAAUAUAUGGAUGUCUAUUUUUGUAUGAAAUGGAGUUCUAUAAAGCACUAUUUAAAAAAAAAAUAAACAUCUACUUGCACUUACUAUUUUACAUUAAAAAAUGAUCAUAAAUCUGCUGUUUAAGUAACAGAUCUUCCAAUGUAUGUAUUUUUCCAACUAAAGCACUUGUUUAGCUUUUGUAUGUAAGUAAGUCAGCAGCUCCAGUGUCUUUCUUUCCAUAUGAAACUACACAGAAGCCUGUGUAAAAAAUUUCUACUCUUUUAAACCAAGAAUGACUAAAAAUCAUAUUUGGUGUGUCAGUGUUAGAUAAAGUUAAGCAGGCUUUUGUACUUCGGAGAUCUUGAAUGUAAAAUGCCAAGCAUGUAUAUUUUAAUUGUAUAAAACAUUUUUUUUUUAGGAGGAA
Messenger RNA from Colius striatus (speckled mousebird), 9540 nucleotides. It is a transcript of the gene CRYBG3, whose product is annotated as crystallin beta-gamma domain containing 3. The record is from RefSeq and is a predicted model, not a curated record. The transcript has 22 exons. Bases 114 to 7715 code for a protein of 2533 amino acids. Gene Ontology annotation, molecular function: structural constituent of eye lens. NCBI's taxonomy places the organism in Eukaryota, Metazoa, Chordata, Aves, Coliiformes, Coliidae. Gene Ontology annotation, biological process: visual perception; lens development in camera-type eye.